Molecule: messenger RNA, 3692 nt
Organism: Myripristis murdjan (pinecone soldierfish)
Lineage: Eukaryota; Metazoa; Chordata; Actinopteri; Holocentriformes; Holocentridae
Gene: nexn
Product: nexilin (F actin binding protein)
Exons: 12
Coding region: 16-2535 (839 amino acids)
Biological process (GO): mitochondrial fusion
Source: RefSeq, a predicted model, not a curated record
CAUUGUGCUGCAAACAUGACCGAGGUGGCACAGGUCACAGCCGAUGUCUCUCAGAGCAUGGAAGACGUCGCAAACGAACACGAACAUGAUGAGUGUGAUUCAGCGAUUGAGAAAAGUGCGGAGGAAUCACACGAUGAUGGCAAAAAGACUCCUAAUGUGAACGAUGAAGCCAGCGAUGAGACUGACACGGCACGCGUUAACGGUGUGGACCACAAAGAGGAGGACACAGCCCGGGAGACACAGGGCAAAUCAGUGGCCGUAAACGGCAAAGCACAAGACCCAAAGGAGGAUGAUGCUCCAAAAGACACAGAUGAGUCACCACAGAAUAUUUCUGAUGUGGCGCUAAAGCAAGAGAGACUCCUCAGAUCCAGAAAGCUGGUGGCCAAGAGCUACGUCCCCAAACUAAACAAGGAGAAGGGGGACGUGAAGAACAAGUUUGAGGCCAUGCAGAAGGCCAGGGAGGAGCGCAGCAGGCAGAGGAACCAAGAUGAGCAGCAGAAGAGGAAGGAGCAGUACAUCAAGGAGAGAGAGAGGAACCGCCGGAAGCAGCAGAUAAAGGAACUCCUCGCCUCCAGCGAUGAGGAAGAAGAGGUGAAGCCCAGCAAGGUAGAAAAAUCGUACGUGCCCAAGAUCACAGGAAGUGUAAAGGGGAAAUUUGCCGAAAUGGAGAAACAAAGACAAGAGGAGGAAAAGAAGAGGAUGGAUGAGGAGAGGAGGAAGAGGACCGCCCAGGACAGCAUGGAAAAAGCAAAGAUUAAAAAAGAAUUGGCUCAGAAAGCUGCAGAGGAGGGAGAUGACACAAUCCUGGUGCGGGUGGUGCCAGCAAAGGCCUCGCGAGCUCCAGGCAAAAUCCAGAUGAACUUUGAGGAUAUGGAGAAGAGUAGGGAGGAAGAGUUGAAAAAGAAGGCGGAGGACGAGAAGAAGCGACGUUACGAUGAACACAGGCGCUCCUUCAGGGAUGCCAAGCGGCGCUCAUUCGCUCAGCAGGAUGAUGAAGAGAAACCUGUAGAGAAGGAGCAGGUGACACCCGGGAAGCUAAAGCUGUCCUUUGAGGAGCAGGAGAAGGAGAGGCAGGAGCAGAGGAGAAAGCAGGCUGAGGAGGAUGCCAAACGCCGCCUGCUAGAAGAGAAGAAGGCCUUCGAGGAGGCAAAGCUGGAAAUGGGAGAGGAUGAGGACGACACUCUGCAAGCUCAGGAGGAGAGGGAGGAAAUCCGCCCUGGAAAGCUGAGGCUGAGCUUUGAGGAAGUGGAGAGGCAGAGGGUGGAAGGGGAGAAAAAGAAAGCAGGCGAGGAGGCCAAGAAACGAAUGGAGGAGGAGCGAAGAGCCUUUGCCGAAGCCAGGAAAAGCAUGCUUGUAGAGGAGGACGAUGAAGUGCUGAUGGCCAUGCUGAACCUGGAGGGUAGUAAGCCAGGCAAGCUGUGUGUCAGCUUUGAGGAGAUGGAGCGCCAGAGAAGAGAGGAGGAGCAGAAAAAGGCAGAGGAAGAAGCCAAGAGGAGGCUGGAGGAGGAGAAGAGGCUCUUUGCUGAGGCACGCAAGACCAUGGUGGCAGAUGAGGGGGAGGAUGGCAUGGUGAAGAGUGAGUCUCAGGAAGCGCUAAGCCCUGGCAAACUGGAGAUCAACUUUGAGGAGCUGCUGAAGCAGAAGGAAGAAGCUGAGAGGAGAUGCAAGGCAGAGGAGCGCAAAAGGAAGAUGGAGCAGGAGAAGCAGGAGUUUGAACAACUCAGACAAGAGAUGGGAGAGGAUGAAGUGAAUGAAAGCUCUGAUACUGUGAGCAAAGAGUAUGAGGAGCUGACAAAGCUCAAGAGGACCGGCUCCAUCCAGGCCAAGAACCUCAAGUCCAAGUUUGAGAAGAUCAAACAGCUGACCGAUGAAGAGAUUCAGAAAAAGAUCGAGGAGGAGAGGGCACGGAGGAAGGCCAUUGAUGACGAAAUCAAAGAGAGAGAAGCUGAGAGGUUCCAAGAGGAGGAUGAGGAAGUAAACAUGAGCCCAGUGAAGGCUGAUGAGUCACCGUUCAAACAGAAGGUGGACAUGCGAGCCCGGUUCGAACAAAUGGCCAAAGCCAGAGAGGAGGAGGAAAGGAGGAGGGUAGAGGAGCAGAAGCUGCAGAGGAUGCAGUUUGAGCAGCAAGAGAUUGAUGCCGCCCUCCAAAAAAAGAAGGAGGAGGAGGAAGAGGAGGAGGGAGGUAUCAUCAAUGGCUCCGCAGCGUAUGAGGAUGAGGAGGACCAUGCCAGAUCGGGAGCUCCCUGGUUUAAGAAGCCCCUUAAGAACCAGUCUGUGGUGGACGCAGAGCCGGUUCGGUUCACUGUGAAGAUCACCGGAGAGCCCAAGCCGGAGGUGACCUGGUGGUUUGAGGGGGAGAUGCUCCAGGACUGUGAGGACUAUCAGUACAUAGAGAGAGGAGAGACAUACUGCCUGUACCUGCCGGAGACCUUCCCUGAGGACGAGGGAGAGUACAUGUGCAAGGCUGUCAACAGCAGAGGCACGGCAGCCAGCACCUGCAUCCUCACAAUAGAAAGUAAGGCCACCUUGGUUUGACUGCAUGCCUGCAUGAUGCCUCCUCUCUUGUUUUUGACCUCUUGUAUCCGAAGUGGAUCGCAUGCUCCUCUUCCUCACGGACUCAGGCUGAGUGGCAGAUAUGCAUAACCGCUCUUCCCUUUCUCCCUCACAGCUGAUGACUACUGAGGCCCAUCCUCGUUCUGGAAACUUUCCCUGUUGUCUCACACUCCUUUUGUAAAAUGUAAUCCCUCGUGAGAUGGUCAAACAGCGGAGGGAGGAAAAUAGCAGUAUGCUUGGCAUUCCUAAGGGCGGGAUACACAACACACGAAAAUGGCAAGAUGUUGUUUACGUAGUGCUCAUUAGUAAAGCUGCGCUCCCUGUUAGAGUAGGAGGAUACCUGUGCCAAAAAACAGACAAACUGAUUGUUCCCAUGCCACAGUUGCACAAUAUUUCAGUCCUAUCAUUGCUGCAAGCCCCUCAUUAGAGUUGUGAUACCAGCUAUUUUUAGGUACAGUAAAUAUCAGAAUUCAUUGUCCAUACACAACAGGAAGGUUGAGUUGGAGGAAUUGAAAUUUGAAGAUAUUGUCGCUUGUCCUAAUUUUAAAGACCAUUAUCACAAAACUCAAAGGAAUAUCAGUGCUCUGCCACUCUGUGACUCCUCAAAUCAUCAAAAUGCAAUCAGCAUGUAGUUUUCUGCAUUCUUAGCCAUAUUACUAUAUGGUAUUAUGAUACUUGCCUUAUUCCCCAUGCUAGUUGUCAGUUUAUGUUACCACUUAAGGGUUUAUUGACAGUGACAUGAAACUUCUCAUGGAAACCGCCGUUUUUGCAGGGGUGAAGCAAAUGGAAAUCACUUGUAAGAGACACUGCCAACAUGAUGUUCAACAUGCAUAGCUGGGUGUCAGUAGAACUCCCUGUUUAGCUUCAUAUAAAUGUCAUUGCAGUAUUACCUAAAAUAUUAUAUUUGAUUAUAAUGAACACUUGAUUUUGGAUUUUUCAUGACCCAAAAACAUUUUUUUUUUUUUUUUAUUUCCCCCCAUUCUGAAGUUAAUGUAAAAGCGUUGUCAUGAUUCAGUGGUGUCAGAAUCUAGGGUAGGCAAACUGUUUUAUGGUUUGAUAAUGAAAAAAAAAUGUUAGUAUAAUCGAAAUAUUUGUCAUAUGUAAUAACUGAAAAUGUUUUAAUAAAAAGUACAAAAUAA